CAGAAGUACAAGGAAAAAAGCGAUAUUGUUAGUCUAAGUAUUAUUACCCUCGGGCUCAGUGCACUUUCACAUAUAGUCGAAAAUGCUGGGGAUACAUUACAUUCUGACCAACUUCGGGGAUGCAAUGAUUCAAUUCGUUUAGACUUUCCAGAAAUAGAUUCUAAUGGAACAGGAUCUUUAAAAUGGUGCAAGAGUCUCUGGCAAGCUCUCUUGACAAGACUUUCUGAUAGUCUAUCAAUAAUAUGUUUAUAG
Acaulospora morrowiae is the source of this 252-nucleotide messenger RNA. Lineage: Eukaryota; Fungi; Glomeromycota; Glomeromycetes; Diversisporales; Acaulosporaceae. The record is from the annotation of a GenBank genome assembly.